Fragaria vesca subsp. vesca is the source of this 1833-nucleotide messenger RNA. RefSeq names its product putative disease resistance protein RGA3-like. Bases 1 to 1833 code for a protein of 610 amino acids. The record is from RefSeq and is a predicted model, not a curated record. The transcript is spliced from 2 exons. Gene Ontology annotation, biological process: defense response to other organism. NCBI's taxonomy places the organism in Eukaryota, Viridiplantae, Streptophyta, Magnoliopsida, Rosales, Rosaceae.
AUGAUGCGUUCCAAAAAGCUUGAAGGAUGGCAAUCAAUUGUGGAAAAUGUUAUAUGGGAUUUAUCUGAGGGAGAAGAUAGAAUAUUAGCAGUUUUGAAAUUGAGUUUUGAUGAACUGGGAUCUCCACCGUUGAAACAAUGUUUUGCGUACUGCUCAAUGUUUAUCAAAGACUUUGAAUUUGAAAAGGAUGACUUAAUCCAACAUUGGAUGGCGCAAGGGUGGCUUCACCCUUUUCCCAACCAAUAUGAUCUAGAGAUGGAGGAUACAGGUAAUGAAUAUUUCAAUAUUCUAUUACAAAACACAUUUUUUCAAGAUGUGAAAAGGGAUUUCUUUGGUAAUAUAACCAAAUGCAAGAUGCACGAUCUUGUUCAUGAUCUUGCUAUAUAUGUUUCAAAGUCGAAGUACAUGCGCUCCUCAUUUUUCAAUGGAGCAGUCCUUGGCAUGAACUCACCUGAAGUUAAAGGUCUUCGUGUUUUAAACUUAUACAAGACAGAUGUUCAGGAGUUACCGGAUUCAAUUGGAAAGCUGAAACACUUGAGGUAUCUGAAUGUCAUGAAAACAAAGAUCAAAGCAUUUCCCAAAUCUUUGGGUCAGCUUUAUAACCUUCAGACAUUGAAAAUGCCUCGUAUCCUUGAAAAGUUUCCAAUGGAAAUUGCAAAUUUGAUCAACUUGAGACAUGUCUAUUUUGGUCAAAAUGUAAAAGUUCCAGCUGGGGUUUUGGAAAGAUUGACGAAUCUCCGUUCAUUACCUUAUGUUAAGAGAGAUAAAGAAGAAGCAGAGAAAGCAAAUUUAGCGGAGAAGAAACAUGUACGCAAGUUGGUGCUUAGAUGGGGGUGUAGUCGGCCAAGCAACUGUGCUGACAGUAAUGAAGUUGUACUUGAAGUCCUGCGACCACAUUCUAGUCUGGAAUUUUUGGAAAUUGAUGGCUUCAUGGGUGUUAAAUUACCAUCAUGGUUAGUGCUAUCCAACAACUUGAAAGAGAUUGAAUUACAGGGAUGCAUCAACUGCGAAGGAGUCCCAACACUCGGCCGUUUGCCCAAUCUUGUACAUGUGAGCAUUGAGGGUAUGCAGAACCUCAAGUGUUUGGGCUAUGAGUUUUAUGGUUAUGAUCACAUUUCUGAUGAUACAGAGGUUUUGUUUCCUGCAUUGAGAACAUUACAUAUGACGCAGGCAAGAAACCUAAUUGAAUGGAUGGGAGUGCCAACAGAAAGAGUGGAGGUGUUCUCUUUCCUUGAGGAGUUGACCUUGACCGGUUGCAGUCAAUUGAGAAGUGCUCCCAGUCAUUUUCCAUCCCUGAAAAAGUUGGAGAUUGGAGACAUGAACAGCGGAGGCAAUGCAAUAGCAAGUAUUCUAAGUGAUAGUCUGACCACUCUCACUUGUCUACCAAUAUGGAAUGUGAGGGGACCUGUUUGUCUGCCGGAAAGGUUGUUAGAAAACAACCAGAAUCUUUCAUGUUUGGAGAUAGGCAAUUGUUCGGAGCUAACUUGUAUUGCCCCUCCCGACUCACACUGCUGCGCAUCUCUUCAGCAACUGAGUAUUUUAGAGUGUCUUAAGCUGAGGUGUUUACCUGAUAAUGGUCUGCUGUCUCUUAUAAAGUUGGAGAUCGAGGAAUGUCCAGAGAUAUCCAGUCUACCUGAGGGGCUACAGUACUGCACAUCUCUUCAAAUUUUGAAAAUACAGAAGUGCACAAAGAUAAAGUCCAUUCCAAUUCCAUCUCAAGGGUUCCCGUCCCUUUCUCGACUAUGGCUUUCGCAGUGUCCUGAAUUAUCAAGCCUGCCGAGCGGGCUAGGCUGCUGCACCUCUCUUGCUGAUUUGAGAAUAACAGUGUCCUAA